Molecule: messenger RNA, 974 nt
Organism: Oncorhynchus tshawytscha (Chinook salmon)
Lineage: Eukaryota; Metazoa; Chordata; Actinopteri; Salmoniformes; Salmonidae
Product: transforming growth factor beta-2 proprotein-like
Exons: 3
Coding region: 351-974 (207 amino acids)
Biological process (GO): regulation of cell population proliferation; BMP signaling pathway; SMAD protein signal transduction
Cellular component (GO): extracellular region
Molecular function (GO): cytokine activity; type II transforming growth factor beta receptor binding; type III transforming growth factor beta receptor binding
Source: RefSeq, a predicted model, not a curated record
AGGAACACGUAUGGACAGUCAUUAUUUUCUAUAUGCUCAGAAAUGGCUCUCGGGGAAAAUGAUCAAAUAAACACUUUUGAAAUAAUUGUAACCAACUUUAUGCUAAUACGCCAUAGGCUGAGCUCCUCUAUUCUAGCUGUAUUUGUUUUAUACUAUUAUUUGCCUAUUAUUUUUACAAACGUUGGAUAUUUUCUUUAAAAGUGUAUUUUUGGGGGUUGAUAGACAGUCGCCAGGAUAGCAGAGUAACAGGUCCUUAUUGCGUAUUGAACUGCACCGGACACUACACAGACUGAAAGAUUCCUAAAGAUUUGGAGUCGAGUGAACCCCUUCAUCCAUCUAACCACCGGACUAUGUGGUUUACCCACCUCGCCCUGCUGCUGCUCCGGCUGGCGGUGUCCACCGAGGGGCUCUCCACCUGCAAGUCUUUCAGCCUGGAUGAUCAGAAACCCAAGUGCAUCGAGGCCGUCCGCGGCCAGAUCCUCAGCAAACUCCGCUACCGGAGCCCACAGCCCGAGGCCGUACCCGCCGAGGUGAUGCUACUCUACAACAGCACCAAAGAGCUGUUGAAGGAGCGUGCGCGUCAGUCCGAUUCCGCGUGCGACCGAGAGAGCAGCGAGGAGGAUUAUUAUGUAAAAGAGGUUCAGCGCAUAGACAUGCGUAAGCAGCGCACGGACACAAAUGCAGUGAACCCUCCCGUCCCCAGCCCGUAUUACAGACUGGUGGGGUUCGAUGUGAGUGUUGUGGACAGGAACUCCAGCACCCUGGUCAAAGCUGAGUUCAGAAUCUACAGGACACCAAACCCCCAGACCCGCACCUCAGAGCAGAGAGUAGAGAUCUAUCAGGUGAAAAAGCAGAAGAGGCAACCGGUCCUUCGCAGAGAUACAUCCACUCCAGAACGGUUCGCCCACGGACCAAGGGGGCGUGGCUCUCGGUGGAUGUCAGACACUGUGACGGACUGGCUGGCUCAGAGGUAA